AUGACAAUUCCCGAUGAAAUUUCGGAGGAAACUCUUCCCGAAGCAACAGGAGAAAAUGUUCUCGUCGGUAAAGCGAGUUUCGUUGAGAAGAACAAAAGUGCAAAUUUCGUUGAACUAACGGAAAAUUACACGUCGGAAGACAAAUCGUGGAAAGUCCCUAAAGGAACAAUCGUUGAAAGGAUUCCAUGUACGCCCAAAAAGAAUUCUGAUGGGACUGAAUUUCGCAAAGUGAAGAUUUAUGACAAAAAACAAACAACUUUUGAGGAACGUUGGAUGCCUACCUAUCUUAUUGCCAGCAAUGCAGAACGACAGGACUUUGCAAGUGCGGAAAUUAAGAGAAAAGUCUCGUUAACGGAACUGGUCGAGACAGAAGAGGAAUUUAUCCGGGAUUUGCACUACGUGAUACGAACGUAUAUGACGCCGAUGGAACUGAUGCCAAAAAACAUUCCGAAAAUCAUCAAGGAUAACAAGAAAAUUGUCUUUGGACAUUUCAGGAAUAUUGCGGAUUUUCAUAAAAACGUUUUGUACGAAGCCAUCAAGUACUGUCUACAGAAUCCGAGUGCUUUGGGAAAAACGUUUUUGCGAUUGGAGAGAGACUUUGAUGUUUACACGGAAUAUUAUGCCAGCGAGCCAAAGGCGCAGGAAAUUAUUUCGACGUGUGCGGAUUUAUUUUCGGAUCUUCAAAAAGUUGGUAAAGAUACCAAAGACUUGUCAACGCAUUUGAAAUUGCCAAUUCAACGGAUAAACGACUAUCAGUUGAUCUUGAAGGAUUUGAUAAAUUACACGCAGAAAGUCGGCGAGGACACUGAGGAUUUGGAACGUGCCCUUGAACUUGUGCAGAGUAUCCCGAGCAAAGACAGGUCCUUUUUGUCGGCGAUCGUUGGAUACAAGGGGAAUUUAUCGAAACUUGGAAAGCUUUUGGCGCACGACAAGUGGAUCGUUGUGACAGACGACGCGGAUAAAGACAAGGAACGUUACCUUUUUCUAUUCAAAACCAGAUUACUCAUCACAAAGAUAAAACGAUUGAACGAAGAAAAAUCCAUUUUUGAAUGCAAACAAACUAUUAAACUAACUGAUACAAAAUUAAGUGAACGACCUAACCAACCAAAUCUACUAAUCUUAACACUAAUUGACGGCAAACAAAUCGAGUUACUUGCUGAAGACGAAAACAUCAAAAAUUAUUGGAAAUCAAUUCUCGCGCAUAAAGACGAGGAAAAUUUCGAGUUACCUGCAAGAGUAACUGAGAAACCCGAGGGAAAACAAGAAGUCUUGAUUGUUGUUGAAGACGUUUCGGUAACGAAAGAACCGCAACGCAGAAACAGCAAGAAAGAAUCUCGACGAAAUAGCCUUAAAACCGAGGAUAAGGCAGAAGAAGUUCCUUCAGCGAAGGAAUUAACACGCAAAAAUAGCAUAAAAAAAGAAAAAUCGAGUGAAGAAACUUUACAACGAAGAAACAGCCUUAAAAGUAAAGAAAAUAAGGAAGAAGAAGCGCCUCUUAAACGUCGAAAUAGCAAAGACGAAGAAAAAGUUGAAACCCCAAAGAGACGAAAUAGCGUGAAAAGUGAAGAUUUAAAGAAAACCGAGGAAAAUAUUGAAGAAUCUUCUAUCAAACGUCGAAAUAGCAAAGACGAAGAAAAAUUAGAAGCGCCAAAAAGAAGAAAUAGCAUAAAAAGUGAAGAAAUAAUAAAAACCGAGGAACAAGAGGGAAAAACUCCAAGUCGUAAAAAUAGUGUAAAAUCCGUAAAAGAGGAAAAUUUAUCGCGUCGUGGAAGUUUAAAGACAAAAGAAGCACCUAAAGUAACUUUUGAAGAGCCUCCGCGAAGAUCUAGCUUAAAUACCGAAGACGCUACUAACAAUUUGCUUCAAAUUUUUGAUAAUCUUAAAGAAACUGUAGUUGAUAGCAUCUUAACUCUUUCUACCACAGGAGGAUCAAGAAACGAUCGUGACAUCGUAGACGACGACAAUAGUCAAGAAAACCAAAAUAACUCCGCUGACGACACAAAUAAUCAACAAAACACAAGUGACGAGUUCACUGAGAACGACCAAAACGCUUCAUCGUCAUCGAAUAACAAUCGUCGUGAUCCGCCCGAGGAAAAAUCUCCGUACGUAAAGUUACCGACAUUUUUCGAUCCGCCUCCGCCGACAGAAUACGUCGCGAAUUUAACGAUCCAAAUCAAAAAAGUCAAGCGAAAACCGCCAAAAAUCAUCCGAAAACUCGUUCCGGCAUCAAACGAUCUCGAACGACGAAGUCAAUUACUCCUUUCGGGCGAUUAUCCGUGCGAAAAAGUCGAUUUUUCCGCAGCUUCAGCUCAUCGGAAGAUCCGAAAUAUCAAACACACGUUCGAUAAGUCAGACGAUAACUUUCAUUUCACCGAAGAUACCGUCGAGAAGGCAAAAAGGAAGAAUUUCAAGCAAAUUUGCACGCCAGCUGCUGUACUCCCGGUCAAAUCCAAGGCCUUCGAGUAUCAAUAUCUCAUUGAAGACCCGAAAACAGGACUAUGCUUGUCGACGUCUGAAAUUGAAAAUUUUUAUUCACCUGAGGAAUUAGAGGUACUUAUACGAGAAAUUGAAAAAAUGGAGUCUGAAACGAAAUUUUCGUCGAGAAUUACGACAAGAAGAAUUAAAACUACAAUCAACUCUGAGGGAACAAACAACAUUUACAGCGAAUCGAGCGAAUCAUCGAUUAUUUCAAGUAAUGGCUCAUCAAGAGGAUUAAAGCCAAUUUUUACACAAACAAUCAAAGGAAAGAAGCUUGCACCCGGAGAAAAUGCAAGAUUUGAGAUCAAAACACAAGAACGUGUCUCUGCUGUUGAAUGGAUGAAGGACAAUAAACCGUUGGGCGAUCUUUUAGGAGAUCGUGCAACAUUCAAAGACGAGGGAAACAACACUCAUUCAUUGGAAAUUUCACGUUGUAUGGUUUCCGACAGCGGAUUGUACACCGCAAAGGCAGUACAUGGCUUGGAAACUUCGACAUGUACAGCGCAAUUGAUCGUCGAUAAGUCACUUGAUGACAAAGUAUCAGAUGACGGCGAAGGAUGUGCUCCUCAAUUUACUGUCGAAUUACGCAACAGCGAAGUCGUUGAAAAUACUUAUUUGACUUUCAUGGUUAAAAUUAAGGCUGAUCCAAAGCCAAAAGUUAAAUUUUACAAGAACGGUCAUGAAAUCAUGGAUUACGACAAACACAUCGUAAUUAACCGCGAUCUCGAGGACGUUGGAUUCUUCGAACUCAUUAUCAAGGAAGUUACGCCUAAAGAUGCCGGUACUUACAUGUGCAAUGCUUAUAACAAACACGGAACAGCUGAAUGCAAAGCUGAACUCACAGUUUGUGCUGAACGUGACAUCUUCCAUGACAUUGAAAACACGAAACAACUUGUUCCGGGCGAGAAACCAAACUUCAUUUGGCGCAAAGACAACCAAAUUUUCGAUCCGGAAGAGCGUUUCAAGAUCCUUUUGGGCACUGACGACGAUUCUCUUGCUCUUGUCUUCCAAAAUGUCAAGCCAGAUGAUGCGGGAUUGUACACGUGCGUCGCUCAAACGACAUCAGGCAACAUUUUUUGCAGUGCUGAACUCACGAUUCAAGGAAUUGUUCAACCAACGCCUGAUCCUGUGAAGCCCACACUCAUUGUCGAAAACAAAGAAGUCAGUGUCGGAAUCAACGGAAGCGCAAUUUUGGAUGUUAAAUUCGAGGGAUAUCCAAAACCGAAUAUCGCGUGGAAGUUUAAGGGCAAAACAAUUGAAACAAGUGAAAAAUACAAGUUUUUGUUCGGAGAUGCCGAAUCAAUGUCACUCGUCAUUAAAAACGUUACACUCGAAGAUUGCGGCGAAUAUACGAUCGAAGCUUCGAAUGAGCUUGGCGAUGACAAGGCAGAAGUUUCGUUGAACGUGAAAUAUCCGCCACGCAUCAAGAAACCCGACAACUUUGAAUGCAUGGUCAACGAACAACUUAAGAUGUCAAUCGAAAUCGAGGCAAAUCCAACUGCCAAAGCUGAAUUUUACAAAAAUGGCACAAAAAUUGUCGAAAAUGAGAGAAUUAGCUUUACGCGUGCCGAAAAUUACUAUCUCGUGAAGUUUAGUAAAGUUGAGUUGAACGAUGCGGGAAGUUAUUCCGUAAUUGCUUCGAAUGAAAUUUCUCAAGCUUCUGAAUUGUGGAAUUUGACGGUUUAUUCGCCGCCUGUCAUCUCGAAGAGUCUCGAUAGUCAAUAUGAUGUUGAAGAAAAGGAAGACAUCGAAUUGUCGAUCAAGAGUGAUUCGCAUCCGCCGCCAACUGUGAAAUGGUUGAAGGAUGGCAAACCGAUCAAUUUGAAUGAUUCUCGUGUCAAAAUCACGCAAGAUGGGAAUACGUAUACUUUGAAGAUCCACGGGGCGAAUCGUAAUGAUUCUGCAGUUUAUUCGGUAGAAUUGGAAAAUGAUCAUGGAACAACAGUUGAUAAGGCUGUUGUGAAUGUCAAAUGUGCGCCGCAGAUUCAGAACAAGUUGAAACCGAUUACUGUGAGUGAAGGAGAUACCAAUGUCGCAUUGACAGUUACUACCGAUGGAUAUCCAAAAGGAAAGGCUCAUUGGUUCCUUGAUGGCAUCGAAAUCACUGAAGCACGCAACGAAUUCGACAAAAAAGAAGAAGAUGGAGCAUAUUCGUUGAUUAUCAAAGACGCUACAACAGAUCUUCAAGGCAAAAUCUCCGUCAAGAUCGAAAAUAGUUACGGAUCUGAUUCGUGUGACGCUUCUUUGACUGUCAAUUGCAAGCCGAAGAUCAAGAAGCCUCUCGUCGAUGUCGAAGUUGACGAAGGAAAUUCACUUACUCUCAAUUUGGAAGUUUACGCUGUGCCUGAACCUGAAGUUCAUUGGUUCAAAGAUGGCAAAGAAAUCUCCGCAGAUGCAAAUAUCAAGAUAACACGUGACUCACAUCGCUCCGAAUCAUAUUCACUUACGUUGAAUAUCGUCAAGGGAAGUGACACAGGCGACUAUGAAGUGCAAGUUGUAAACAGCAUGGGUGAAGUUUCUUCCAAGAGUCGCGUUAUUGUGCAAGUUGCUCCUGAGAUUUUGGGACAUAAUUUGAAGGACAUCAGCAUGUUCGACUCCUUGCCUUUGUCGUACGAAGUCAAAGCCAAAGGUGUUCCAAAGCCCGAAGUCAUCUGGAUGCUCAAUGGAACAGAAGUUCAAGCGGAUUCUCGUGUCAAAUUCACGAACGACGAUCAACUUUACAAGAUGGAUAUUGUCGAUGUGAAGUUACAAGAUGCCGGCGAAUGGAAAGCUGUUGUACGAAAUCGCUUGUCAGAGAAGGCGUUAACUGCUAAUUUGGAAGUUAUUCCAUGCAACGAGUUCCGUCGCCCGAAAUUGACCGAAGGAUCUUCCGGAUUGCAAGAUAUGAAAGUACCAAAGGGAGAAACAGCGACUUUUACGUUGUCUUUGUCUGCUGAUCCAUUGCCCGAGAUCGAAUGGGAGCUUAAUGGAAAGAAAUUAACGCGAGAUGAUGUCAAAUACGACGUUCAAGAGGAAAAUUUGGAACAUGGAUUGAAAAAAUUCACGUUCAAAAUGCAAAUUCUCAAUGCGCAACACACCGACACGGGCGUUUACAAGUUCACAGCGAAGAACAAAUAUGGCAGUUUCAGCUCCGAUUGUCGUUUGGAUGUCUUGUUGAAGCCCGAAGUGAUCGGAUUGAAAGAUCAAAGUGUUUUGCCACUCGAACAAGCCGUUUUCCAUGCUGUCAUUCACGCAAAUCCCAAACCAAAAGUUGUUUGGACUCGCAAAGGAGAGAAUUUGUGCAAUGUCGAGAACUGUGACGUCAUCAGUGACUUUGAGAAGGAAGCUUUCACGUUAAUUGUUGAGAAAGUUACCGUCAAAGAUGAUGCCACGUACGUUUUGACAGCCUCUAAUGACAUCGGAGAGACAGUUGUUGAAGCUAAAUUGACAUGCAGAGUUGAGAAACCAACGUUCAAAACGAAGCCCGCAAGUGUUCUUGCCCACGAUUUACAAGAUGUCGAAGUCGAAGCUUCCGUAUCUGGCGUUCCUCAACCAACGCUCAAAUGGUACAUCGGAUCAAUGGAAAUCGAUCAAAGUACAUUAGAUGCCAAUAAACGUCUCAACGUAAUAACAUCUACCGUAGAUGACAACACCAUCAAGUCAAAACUCAAAAUCAGCGGAUUUACAACGACAGACGAGACAAAAUAUCGCGUUGUUGCUGCAAACAUGGCGGGAGAAUCGUCUGAAGACUUUUCGAUCUCCUUGAAAUCCGAAAAACCUGUAAUUAAGAAGAUGUUUGAUCGAUUCGCUGAAAUCGUGGAAGGAGAAAAACUUGAACUUGCUUGCGUUUUGGAUGGAUCUCCAAUUCCUACCGUUGAAUGGAUGAAAGAUGGCAUUAAAAUUGUGCCUGAUGAUCAUCUCAAAUUGACUGCUGAUAAUAAUGGAAAUGUGUGUCUCCUUAUUGAUCAUGUCAAACCAACGGAUGGCGGAUGUUACAAAAUGAUUGCUAAAAAUCCAAGCGGAGAGGAAUCUGCUUUGUGUGCAGCUGCAAUUAUGCCAAUUGCCAAAGCUCCCAAAUUCUUGGAUGAAAUCCCGAACAAAGCCCUUCGCGUUGGCGAUAACGUCGCAUUGGAAACACGUCUCGAAGCUUUCCCAACUCCCGAUGUCGUUUGGACCAAAGACGGUAUCCCAUUACGCAGUUCUCCGCAUAUCGACUUCAUUUCUUUGCCCUGCGGCAAAAUUGGCUUAAGCAACAAACAUCUCUCCGUCGAAGAUUCCGGUAUUUAUACCGUUACAGCAACAAACGAACUUGGCUCCGCAACUUUGUCAGCAUUCGUAUCUGUCGAACCGAAAAACGAGAAGCCAUAUUUCGUCAACGAACUCCAAAGCACAGAAGUUGUUCCCGGAUUUUCAGCUGCUUUACAUGCAAAAGUCAUGUCAUAUCCUCCCGCGCAAGUUGCAUGGACCUGUAAUGGAAAGGAAAUUCAUGAUAGCGAUAAAUAUCAAAUUUCUGAACCAUCACCCGGGGAUUUGACACUUCUCAUUCGCGAUGCAACGCCCGAAGAUGCCGGCAAAUAUGAGUUAAUUGCCACGAAUGAACUUGGUCAAUCGCGUUCUUUGGCAAAUGUGAGAGUUGUACCUACCGUGAAUGAAGAUGCGGAAGAAGAACAACCGAUUUUCACGAGCCCGUUGAAGGAUGCGAUCGUAAACGAGGGCGGCGAACUCGAAUUGACAGCUCGUUUCUCAGGAAAUCCCGUUCCUGAAGUAUUUUGGAAGAAAAAUGGCGAAACAAUGGAACCAGAUAAGCGUGUUGCCUUUUCGUGUGAUGCUCGAAGCGCUACUUUACGCAUUAGUCCUGCUGAAUUGAGCGAUACAGCACAAUACGCGUGUUUCUUGGCGAAUCCAUUGGGCGAAGCUGAAUCCGCUUGUGAAUUGGAUGUACAAAAAGUGUAUCAAGCUCCUCAAUUUAUUCAGAAAAUUUCGCAUGUCUUUGUCACUCAAGGCGAAAAUGCGAAGUUAUGUGCUCGUGUCGUUGGAACUCCUCGUCCCACGGUACAUUGGAAGAAAGGAAAUGAAGAUAUCACGAACAAUCCCGCUUAUGAGGCGAUUUACAGCGGCGAAAAUGUCUGUUUAGUCGUCAAGGAUUGCCAAAAAGCUCAAAGCGGCGUCUACACUUGUUACGCCGAAAACAUCGAAGGCAAAGCGGAAUGCGUUUUCAACCUUGAAGUUCAAGAUCACGCUGAAAAAGCUUCAGAUGCUGAACCUCCAAGCUUCCUUAAACCCAUUAACGAUAUCGAAGCUGUUAAACAUACUGCUGUCAAAUUCACCGCUUGUAUUGCGGGAAAUCCCACGCCAUCCGUUGAAUGGUUCAAAAAUGGCCAAAAAUUGUACAAUGCUGAUCGUGUGCAACAAUUGAACGAACCAAAUGGCGUCACGAAACUCGUUAUUGACAACAUCAAUGAAAAAGACACCGGCAACUAUUCGUGCAAGAUCAAAAAUCCUCAUGGCGAAAGUGUUUGCGAUGCGAAACUCACGUGUCAUGAUCUCAUUACGUAUCCAAAACUCCGCGAAGGAGACGACUUGGAAGCUGAUCACGGCAAAAAUCGCCCUCUUGGCAUCGUUGAUCGCCCAAUUAUCUCGAACAUGACCGAAAGACGUCUCAUUCUCUCGUGGAAACCAUAUGUCCCCUUCUGUAUGCAUUAUCCGUGCACAUACAAAGUUGAAAUGUGUGAAGUUCCCGAAGGAGAUUGGUAUCCCGUAGCUUCAGGCGUAAAGGGAUGCAGAUAUGAAAUUCGUGGAUUAGAACCGUAUCGCGAUUACAAAUUCCGUAUUUUCGUUGAAAGUAAGGAAGGAAUUAGUGAACCAAGUCCCUUCGUGCAAACGCAUCGACAAAAGGUUAUUCCUCCGGCGUCGGAUUUGCAUCCUUAUGGUACUCCCGGAAUCGAUUUCAGACCGAAAUUGCCUCCUUCAUUGCCCAAAGACUUCGAUAUUGAACGACCUCCGCAUGAUAAAUUGCAACAACCUCCUGUCUUCUUGGAUCGCGAACGUUUGUACGAAUACGGCAUCAAAGGACACAACACUCGUCUUCAUUGGUUCCUUAUCGGCUAUCCCAAGCCCGUUGUCAAGUUCUUCAAAGGCUCCGAACCAAUCGAAAUGGGAGGCAAAUACAACUACAGUUACACUCGUAACGGGCAAGUCACUUUGUUCAUUGAGCACAUGAGCGAAAAUGAUGCUUGCGAAUACGAAUGUUACGCCACGAACGAAUAUGGCGAAGCUCGUCAACGCAAUCGCUUGGAAUUCGCCGAAUAUCCUCGUUUCAUCCAACGCCCCGAAGAAUGUUAUGUCAUGUCACGUCGUUCAGGACGUAUCGAGGCACGUAUCACAGGUAUCCCGUAUCCCGAAAUUAAAUGGUUUAAAGAUUGGCAACCGCUUGCUGAAACGUCACGAACAAAGAUGGUUUAUUACGAACCUGAUAUCUGCGUUUUGUUGAUCACGGAUGCCAUUAAACGUGACGAAGGAUUGUACACGAUAACUGCUACGAACGUUGCUGGUUCAAUUUCGAACUCUGUGAUGCUUCAUGUUGAAGAUAAUGAGGAUGAGUAUGCGUAUAAUGCUCAUUUCCGUUCGCCAUACAUCAGAUCGAAGCAAAAGCCUUACAAGGAUUUGUACGAUAUUGGCGACGAAUUGGGCAGAGGUACGCAAGGUAUCACAUAUCAUGCUGUUGAACGUGAAACUGGCAAGAAUUUCGCUGCAAAGAUCAUGUAUUGCAAAGAUGAGUUGCGUACCUUCAUGUUUAACGAACUCGAUAUCAUGAAUUCGUUGAAUCACAGCAAACUUGUUCGUCCUUAUGAUGCUUACGACACAAAACGAAGCUUGGUUAUCAUCAUGGAGCUUGCUGGAGGACGAGAACUCGUCAAACAUGGAUUACUUUCGCGCGAUUAUUACACGGAACGUCAAAUUGCGAUCUAUGUUUACCAAAUGUUGCUCGGUUUGGAGCACAUGCAUUCACGUAACAUCGCUCACAUGGGAUUAACUCUCAAGGAUAUCCUUCUUGCACAUCCCGGCGGCGAUAAAAUCAAACUUUGUGACUUUGGAUUAGCUCGUCGUAUCUCCAACACACUCGAACCUCUCGAUUUCGGUAUGCCCGAGUUCGUUGCUCCUGAAGUUGUCAAUCGUGAAGGCGUCGGAUAUGGUCAAGAUAUGUGGGCAAUUGGUAUCAUCACGUACAUUUUACUCGGAGGCGAUAGUCCGUUCCGCGGAGAAAAUGAUAGAGAAACUCUGACGAAAGUUCGUGAAGGACAAUGGCAGUUUAUGGGAUCCAUUUGGUCUCAUAUCUCGGAUGAAGCGAAAGACUUUAUCUCGAAAUUGCUCGUUUAUAAUGCUUAUGAACGUAUGGAUGUCAAGACAGCAUUGCAACAUCCAUGGUUCGAUAUCAUUACGCGUGUUGUUCGUGACGAAUAUUUGAUUGGAACAGAUAGAUUGAGACGUUACUUCAACUUGUACAAGGAUUGGCAUAAUACAGCUUCGUGUCGCAAAUAUUACAGAAGAAGACCAUUGUUGUCGGCGUUUGAUAAUCCAUCCAAGAUGAUUUGGUCUCUCAAUGAAAAUUGGACUCCUGAAUCGACUCCUCCGCCACAACAGCACAUUCCAAAGAAGUUCGAAGAUUUGACAUCAACUUAUUUGCAUCCAGAUUACGAACUUGGUCGCUUCAAAUCAGACAGCCAAUACCAAAAUGGACCUGAUACUUAUUUGCUACAAUUGAGAGAUGUAAGCUUCCCAUGUCGUCUUCGUCAGUACAUGAGUGUUGCAAAACGGCGUUCACCGAGCUUCAAUUAUACCCUAUCUGACAGCAAUUACGAUUUGAGUAUGCCCGUUAUUCGUGAAAGAAGAAGAUUUACCGACAUCAUGGAUGAAGAAAUUGACGACGAGCGUCGUUCCAGAUAUUCACGUCAUGGCACCGAAGACACAAUUUCUUCGCGUCGUUUGCGCAGCGAAGUUGGAACACGUUUGCAAUCGUACUCCGAAAUGGAUGCGAUGAUGGAAACAGGACGUCAAGGUCAUCCAACGUUCUUCCGUGAAAAGCCUCAAACUGUCGCCUUGAAGAUUGGACAACCCGCUCAACUUUCGUGCUUCGCAGUUGGCGAUCCAAAACCGUCUGUUAUGUGGUACAAGAACGACCAAAUUAUCCAAGAAUCGAAACGCAUCGUCUUCCUCACCGACAAAGAUGGGCGUACAAUUCUUCAAUUCAACGAAACCAAAAUGGACGAUGUUGGCAUCUACAAAGCUGUUGCCCGAAAUGUUAUAAAUCAAACAACGGCGCGUUGUCGUGUUGUUGUCGCCACGAAACCCAAUCCGCCAGAUGCGAUUAACGUCGUUGCCUAUUCCGACACGGAGAUUUUGUUGCGUUGGAAACAACCGAGAUACGAUGGAAAUUCACCCGUUUUGUGUUACAGCUUGCAAUAUCGUCGCGAAGAGGAACAAGCCUUCCAUGAUAUUGCUGAUAACAUCGAUCACGAGUUCUAUUUAGUGCAUGAUUUGCAACCCCGAGGCUCAUAUGUCUUCCGUAUCGCUUCUCGUAACCGUAUUGGAUGGAGUGAAACUACUACAUUAUCGGAUGUUGUCACUUUGCACGAUGUAGGAGCUGAAAAAAUCAAAAUUACAAAGACCAUGAAACAUUUGCAACAAAUCACGGAAUCAGGACAUCCAAUUUCGCUCGAAGAACACAAACACAGAGUCGAUUAUCGCUUGGAAAAAGACGUUUUGGAAUGGUUCUCCGACGAAAGUUACGCCGAACGUUACCAAUUUGUAUCGGAAAUUGCUCGUGGCAAAUUCAGCAUCGUCGUUAAAGCCAUCGAUCGCUUGAAAAACACAAAUGUCGUUGCAAAGAUCUUCGAUUAUACCGACGACACAUCACGCAUCAUUGAACAGGAGUUUGAAACGCUUCGUUCGUUGCGACACGAAAGAAUUGUUUCGCUCAUCACAGGCAUCAAACCGGAUAACGCCCAAAUUGGCAUCAUGAUCAUGGAAAAACUGCAAGGCGCGAAUAUUUUGACCUAUUUGAGCAGUAGAACGGAAUACACGGAACAAGUUGUAGCGACAGUCAUCAUGCAAGUACUUGACGCUUUGCAAUAUUUGCAUUGGAGAAAUUAUUGCCAUCUCGAUUUGCAACCAGAUAAUAUCGUCAUGGCUUCAGUGCGAUCGGUAGAGAUUAAAUUGGUUGACUUUGGAUCAGCGCAAAAGGUUUCGAAGCUCGGAACAAAUGUACCCGUUUCUGGAUGGCUUGACUUUAUGUCACCUGAGGUAUUGAACGAAGAACCCGCUUAUCCCCAAUCUGAUAUCUGGUCUGUUGGCGUGCUCACAUACGUGCUUCUUUCCGGCGUGAGUCCCUUCCGCGGCGCCGACGACGAAGAAACCAAGGCAAACAUCAACUUUGAACGUUACAAAUUUGAACAUUUGUACAAAGGCGUCACUCCCGAACUGACACGCUUCUUGCUCUUCGUCUUCAAACGAACACCCACAAAACGUCCCACAGUCGAGGAAUGCUACGAGAACAGAUGGCUCCAAUCUACGGACUUUAUGAUCAAAAAACGCGAACAUAUGCGCUUCAAUACACAACGCAUCAAGGAAUUCAGCGAGAUGUACAACACAAUCAAACAGGAGGAAGCUGCCAAAGUUGAUUCUGAACCGCAAUUGCCGAUGAACGAACCAUCGCCUCGACAGCUGAUCCGAUCGAACAGCAUCCAAGAGGAACUUUUGACUACAUUUUAAGGAAUUUUAAUAUUUUUUUUUUUCGAUAAUUAUCUUUGGACCACACGAUUGCCAUAAAUUUAUUCAUAAUAA
Molecule: messenger RNA, 12297 nt
Organism: Culicoides brevitarsis
Lineage: Eukaryota; Metazoa; Arthropoda; Insecta; Diptera; Ceratopogonidae
Gene: Obsc
Product: obscurin
Exons: 22
Coding region: 1-12225 (4074 amino acids)
Biological process (GO): protein phosphorylation
Molecular function (GO): protein binding; ATP binding; protein kinase activity
Source: RefSeq, a predicted model, not a curated record